Molecule: messenger RNA, 2267 nt
Organism: Orbicella faveolata
Lineage: Eukaryota; Metazoa; Cnidaria; Anthozoa; Scleractinia; Merulinidae
Source: RefSeq, a predicted model, not a curated record
UAUGCAGCCAUCUUGACUGAACAAGCUUGGUCAAUGACCCAUAUGUAUAUCUUCUACCUUGUAGGAGCACAUGGAAACAGGCACUUCAAGUGCGCAAAUGACUGACAGUAACGUUUCAUCCAACAGCCUCGAAACUAAACUGAGGAGUCUUAAAAUACCGUCCAGUUGGCAGGAUGAUGAGAGAUUUCUCAGUCCCGAUGCUGGGAGCCUUGUCUCAAGUACAAGCGACGAGGCACCAGCCGCUAAGCCAGCCACGUCUCACUCAGUACAUUCCAAAAAACUGAAUGAGUAUGAACGAACGUCGCACCAAUAACUUAACCUUGGAUGGAAUGGGAUAAAGUUAGUGACAGCACCAAGCGAAGAUACACUAAACCAACUGUAGAGAUCGUUUCUUCAGUCCUUCAUACUCUCUGUCCUAAUGACCCAGGUUCUCUUUGGCAAGCAAUAGUCUCGUCCCCAGCCAUAAACAAAGCUCUUGAAUGAGAUGACUUACCACAAACGGCCAAGGAUUAUCUCCAGGCCCUAACCGAGGCGUACAACCAAGCUCACGGUUGGGACACAAGAAGGCAGAUCCUGUCUAUCAUGUCCGGUGUUGCCAGCUUCAAGGAUGUCUCAGGCUUCAUACCUGGGCUGACAAGAUAUCGCUUUACUUUGGCCAACCUGCAUUGCCUGCAGUGUGGACGUGGUGCUCUGUUGAUGCACCAGCCCUUGCCAAGAAUAAGGGUUGAUCAACAACAACUUGACCAUUUCCUAUCAUUCAUAACGAGCCCCCAUUUGGUACAAGAUCUGCCCUUUGGACAGAAAACCCUGAAGCUCUCGUCCGGCCAGCUGAUAGAGAUACCAAACAUCAUCCGAACAAUGAUACCGUAGAGAAUAGCGCACCAGUAUAGCCAUUACUGUGAGGAGACAAACUUCAAACCAUUUAGCAAACGAACCAUGCUGCAUGUACUGGCAGAAUGCAAAGCGUCUGUCGGAAGUCUCUUCAGGGGCUCGAUUAUUUCGUGGCAGAUGGUGUGCGUGCAUUUGAAGAUCUUGACAAUUUAGUUUGCCAACUAGGUGAUCUUGGUCUGGGGAAUGAGUGGCAAGUGCAGCAAGUCGAGCUGCUAAAAGCAGCCAAAUCAUACAUUAAAGGAGACUUCAAGGUUCAUGUGAGCAACUCAUCUCUGGUAGCAAGUCACUGCAGUGUUUUUGCCCUCAGCGACACUACCAAUCCUGACCUACAACAGCAGUGCGACCACAGCCAUGACCAGAUGCGUGAACAGAGCGAAAGUCUACACUCGACUCUGCACAGCAUCACAGAGGCAGUUAAAGAGGCAUCUUUUGUAACAGAGGAUGACAGAAAUGAAGCUGGGUACCUUGCAAACUCCGCCACCCUUUCUAUCAAGUCAUGGAUAUGUCACUUGCUGAGAUCAGUCCACCAAGAUCAGGCUCGCUUGGAUAUCAUUGACACUCUCGAUCCUGAGGCAGUUUUAAUCGUGAAUGACUGGGUGAUGAAAUUUUUGCCUCAAAGAUACAGAGAGUCACAAACGGAAUGGUUUGGUAAGCGUGGCUUAUCAUGGCACAUGUCUGUUGUGUACCGACAGAAAGAGGGAGAACUUCAGUGGCAAGGCUUCAUCCAUAUAAUCCAGUCCUGCAGCCAGGGAAGUUCCGCUGUGGCAGCAAUCAUGCACCAUGUACUUACAACCCUAAAGCGCGAACACCCUGAAGAAAACAAAGCCUACUUCUGUCAUGACAAUGCGGGCUGCUACCACUCCUCUCGCACAUUACUAGCGUGCCGCGAGAUGCCAGCCAGCACUGGAGUACAAGUUGUCCGCAUUGACUUUAGCGAUCCUCAAGGUGGGAAAGGGGCUGUAGAUCAGUUGGCUGCAACCUGUAAAGGACACGUCAGGGCUUUUAUCAAUGAAGGCCACGAUGUUUGUACUGCUACGGACCUGAGGAACGUGUUGCUAUCAUAUGGGGGAUUGGGAGGAGUGCAAGUGGUCUCACUUAACACUAUCAACAAAACACCAGAUGAUUCGCGAAGUAUCUCAGGGAUCACUAAGCUUAAUAAUUUUCAGAGUCAAUUACCUGUUGGCGCGCAUAUUCCAUUGGCCGUGGAAAAACAAUUAAACCGGAAAAGCCAUCAUCUGUGCAACAAUGUCUUGAGCAAGCAGGCCCUGUUGAACCAGAUGCGGGAGUCUGCUGCAGCCCCGCCCAUGCCCACGCCUGUCACUGAGGCUCCUUUGGAGGUUGCGUCAUGUGAACUUGAGGGGGUAAGUAGAAAAUGA